CCUAAAUUUACUCUCUUUUCAGCAGGAGCUUAGAGCUUAAAGAAACCCUGCGACCAGUGCAGAGAGUCCGAUCUUCAACACAGCAGGCGCAACUCGAGAUGGCUGAAAAGCAAGGGCCUGUGAUUCCGGAGUCCGUGUUAAAGAAACAGAAGAGGAAUGAGGAAUGGGCUUUGGCAAAAAAGCAGGAGAAUGAAGCUUUAAAGAAGAAGAAUUCUGAGAACCGGAAGCUAAGUUUUAUCAGAGCUAAGCAAUACUCAAAGGAGUAUGAGGAGCAGCAAAGGGAGCUGAUUCAAUUGAAGCGUGAGGCAAGAUUGAAAGGGGGAUUUUAUGUUGACCCUGAAGCUAAGCUUUUGUUCAUUAUUCGUAUCCGUGGUAUCAAUGCUAUGCACCCGAAGACAAGGACGAUAUUGCAGCUUUUGCGUCUAAGACAGAUAUUCAAUGGUGUCUUUCUGAAAGUGAACAAAGCAACCGUGAAUAUGCUGCGCAGGGUUGAACCUUAUGUCACUUAUGGGUACCCCAAUUUGAAGAGUGUGAGGGAACUGAUUUACAAAAGGGGUUAUGGCAAGCUAAAUAAGCAGAGGAUUGCCUUGACGGACAAUUCGAUCAUUGAACAGGGUCUGGGCAAAAACGGUAUUAUCUGCAUUGAAGAUCUUGUCCACGAGAUCAUGACAGUUGGGCCUCAUUUUAAGGAGGCUAAUAACUUCCUCUGGCCAUUCAAACUUAAGGCACCACUGGGUGGUCUGAAGAAGAAGAGGAAUCACUAUGUUGAAGGAGGAGAUGCUGGGAACCGUGAAGAUAAAAUCAAUGAGCUCAUCAGGAGGAUGAAUUAGAUUUUGGUGUUAUUCAGUUUUUGCAGGUUUGUGGUUCUUUUUGCUUCUCAUUGGCAGUUGGAAGAAUCUUAACUCAGUUUUUCUUCCUCUUUUAAAGUUGGAAAGUAUUUUAUUUUUCAAGUGUAAGACCUACCAUGGUGUUGACAACUUUACUUUUAGUUUUGGCAGUUGUAUCUUUGAGACUUUAUUUCCUUCUGUUA
Messenger RNA from Cornus florida, 1030 nucleotides. Its product is annotated as large ribosomal subunit protein uL30w. Gene Ontology annotation, biological process: maturation of LSU-rRNA from tricistronic rRNA transcript (SSU-rRNA, 5.8S rRNA, LSU-rRNA). NCBI's taxonomy places the organism in Eukaryota, Viridiplantae, Streptophyta, Magnoliopsida, Cornales, Cornaceae. Gene Ontology annotation, cellular component: cytosolic large ribosomal subunit. Bases 99 to 830 code for a protein of 243 amino acids. The record is from RefSeq and is a predicted model, not a curated record. Gene Ontology annotation, molecular function: RNA binding; structural constituent of ribosome. The transcript has 7 exons.